AUGUCUCCCACCACUCAACCCGAGCCCAUCGCCAUCGUUGGAUCUGGCUGCCGUUUCCCUGGCGGCGCCAACUCCCCAGCUGCCCUGUGGAAGCUGUUGGAGAAACCCAUUGACGUGGGCAGCGACAUUCCGGCAGAUCGAUUCAACACUACAGGCUUCUAUCACAAGGAUGGAACCCACCACGGUACCACUAAUGUUAGACAGUGUUACUUGCUGCAGGAGGAUCUCAAGACCUUCGAUGCAGCCUUCUUUAAUAUCAGCCCCAACGAGGCAGACAGCAUUGACCCUCAGCAACGUCUACUCCUCGAGACUGUGUACGAAGCCCUGGAGGCUGGUGGACACACUAUCGAGGGACUGCGUGGGUCUGACACCGCUGUCUAUGUCGGAACCAUGGGUGUUGAUUACAACGACACCCUCCUCCGUGAUCUCAACACGAUUCCGACCUACUUCGCUACGGGAACGAACCGUGCGAUCAUUUCCAACCGUGUCAGCUACUUCUAUGACUGGCACGGCCCAAGCAUGACCAUCGACACUGCUUGCUCGUCCAGUUUGAUUGCUGUCCAUCAGGGAGUCCAGGCCCUGCGCAGCGGCGAGUCUCGCGUUGCUGUGGCAUGCGGAACCCAGGUCAUUCUCGGACCUGAGGUUUUCAUCUUUGAAAGCAAGAUGAAGAUGCUUUCGCCUACCGGCCGCUCUCGCAUGUGGGACGCCGACGCUGACGGUUAUGCUCGUGGUGAAGCCGUGGCUGCCGUCGUGCUGAAGCGUCUGAGUGAUGCCAUUGCCGAUGGUGACCACAUCGAGGGUAUCAUUCGUGGAACCGGAGCCAACCAGGACGGUUUCUCCAACGGUAUCACCGUUCCCAGCUCCGAGGCCCAGGCUGCUCUCAUCCGUCAAACCUAUGCGAAAGCUGGCUUGGAUUUGAACAACGUCAACGAUCACCCUCAGUUCUUCGAGGCUCACGGUACUGGUACGAAGGCUGGUGAUCCCAAGGAAGCCGCGGCCAUCUUCGAAUGUUUUGGUCAAGAGGCCCGCGACGAGCCGCUGUACGUCGGUUCUGUCAAGACCGUCAUCGGUCACACCGAGGGUGCCGCAGGGUUGGCUGGCCUUUUCAAAGCUCUCGGAAUUGUUCAGAACGGAGUUAUUCCCCCUAACCUCUUGUUCAACAAGCUGAACCCAGCCAUUGAGCCUUUCUACAAGUACCUGAAGGUUCCCACUGCUCUCAGCGAGUACCCAACUCUCGCUGAAGGUGUUCCACGCCGUGUGAGUGUCAACUCAUUCGGUUUCGGAGGCAGCAACGCCCACGCUAUUCUGGAACAAUACAAUGGCCCAGUAGCCUCCGAGGAGUCCGCCUUGGUGCCUGCCUUUGCUCCCUUUGUCUUCUCGGCCGUUUCCGAGGUCACCCUCAUUGCUCAGCUGGAAGCCUUCUCCAAGUACCUUGAGGCGAACGAGGAUGUCAACCUCUCUGACCUGGCCUUUACACUUCACGCGAGAAGGAGUCAGUUGGCUGUCAAGACAUCAUUUGCUGCCUCUUCUGCCGCACAGCUCAAGACGAAGAUCGACGAGAAGAUCGCAGAAGCCAAGGCUAACGCCAGUAAGCCCAUUGGUGUUCGCGCCAACUCCAAGCUUGUAACUCCUGGUAUUCUCGGUGUCUUCACCGGUCAAGGUGCUCAAUGGGCUGGCAUGGGCGCACAUCUUAUCCGCUCAUCGGAGUUUGUCAGCAAGAUCGUUGCUGAUCUCGAGGACUCACUCAACACUCUCCCUGAGGCUGAUCGACCUGAGUGGAGCCUCCGCGAGCAGAUGCUUGCUGGAGACGACACUUCUCGUAUUGCGGAGGCCGAGCUGAGCCAGCCGCUGUGCACCGCCCUGCAAGUCAUCUUGGUCGAACUUCUGAAGACCGCUGGUGUCGCCUUCACCGCCGUUGUUGGACAUUCCUCUGKAGAGAUUGCUGCCGCGUACGCUGCUGGACUUCUUUCGGCACAUGAUGCCAUUCGCGUAGCGUACUACCGUGGUGUGCACACUAAGCAAGCCGGCUCCGCCACCGGCCAAAAGGGUGCCAUGUUGGCUGCUGGUACUUCCUGGGAGGAUGCAGAGGAACUCGUCAACCUCCGCGCAUUCAAGGGCAAGAUCGCAAUUGCUGCACACAACUCCCCUGCGAGUGUCACACUGUCUGGAGACAUGGAUGCCAUCGUUCACGCGAAGAAGGUCUUCGACGAGGAGAAGAAGUUCGCCAGAAUGUUGAAGGUCGACAAAGCCUACCACUCUCACCACAUGGUUCCUUGUGGCGAUGCCUAUGUCAAGUCCUUGAAGGACUGUGGAGUCAAGGUCAACAUGAACGCGGACAACUCUUGCWCGUGGUUCUCAUCUGUGACCCCAAGCGACAAGGCAGUCGUUGCCUCAGAGGAUCUUGAGGGUAUCUACUGGAGGGACAACAUGACAAACGCAGUCCUCUUCGCCGAUGCUGUCAAGAACGCCGUCAACAGCGAUCCAUCCAUUACCUACGGUCUCGAGGUUGGACCACACCCUGCGCUGCAAGGUCCUGCCUCCCAGGUUAUUGCCGAUCUACGACCCAACGGCCUCCCCUACUCUGGUCUUCUCAGCCGUGGUAAGAACGACAUUGAGUCCUUUGCACAAGCUCUUGGAUUCCUGUGGACCCAUCUCGGCACACAGGCCGACAUCCAGUCUUACAUCAGGGCGGUCGCUCCUUCGUUGCGACCAAAGCUUGCCAUUGGUCUCCCACGCUACCAGUGGAACCACUCAAGAAUCCACUGGCAUGAGUCUAGGAAGUCUCAGAAGAUGCGUGGCCGAAGCGAUCCUUUCCACGAGUUGCUCGGAGUCCUUUCGCCAGACUCUAACUCUCACGAUUUGCGCUGGUCUAACGUGAUCAAGCCAUCUGAGAUCGCAUGGUUGGACGGCCAUCAAUUGCAGGGCCAGACAGUUUUCCCGGCUGCCGGUUAUGUGGCCAUGGCACUCGAGGCAGCUCGCUACCUUGCUGGAGACAAGCCUGUCGAGGUCGUCGAACUUCAGAACUUGACCAUCCCAAGGGCCAUCACAUUUGAGGAAGACGACAACGGUGGUGUUGAGACUCUGAUCACCCUGACAGGUAUUACUACCAAGCAAGGUACCACCACGGCCGACUUCUCCUGUUACUCGUGCCCCGGCUCUGGUACCGACCAGGAAUUGGAGCAAAUGGCCAGUGGAUCCGUUAACAUUGUUUACGGCAACCCGGACAUGGAAGCUCUGUCGUCUUCCCUUCUCGACACAUCCAACAUGGCAAACGUUGAUACCGAUCGCUUCUACAGCUCUCUUGGAAAGCUGGGCUACGGCUACUACGAGACUUUCCGUGGAAUGUCGGAAAUGAAGCGUCGCUUCAACCAGUCGUCGGUCAUGGUCGACACUUAUCCCUACUCCGACGUUGACACCACCGUGUACUGGGUUCACCCAACUUGGCUCGAUGUUGCUUUCCAGGCAUCUAUGCUUGCGUACUCCGCUCCAGGCGACGAGCACCUCUGGUCUCUGCACGUCCCAACGUCUAUCCGCAGCAUCAGAGUCAACCCAGAGGCGUGCAAUGCCCUGCCGACUACUGCAUCCAAAAUUCCUGUCUGCGCGACCCUUGAUGGACCAGGCGAGUUCCAUGCUAGCAUCGAUCUUUUCACCGAGGACGGCGAGUAUGCCAUUGUUCAAGUCGAGGAUCUCACCAUCAAGCCUUUCGCUCCUGCAGGCAAAGCCGACRACAGACGUUUGUUUUCAUACACAAAGUUCGACGUGGCAUCGCCCGAUGGACCGUCCAUCGUCGGCGAUGUGCGCCCAUCGGCCGAGGAGAUCGAGCUCGCGGUUGUCUGUGAGCGGGUGUCAUACUAUUACCUCCGCAAAUGGAAGGCAGAAAUCACUGAGGAAGAUUGGAAGUCUGGUGCGGCACACCACAUGCACCUGAGGGAGUACAUGAACCACAACAUUCAGCGAGCAGCCUCCGGCCGUCACCCAUGCUUGAAGAAGGAGUGGGCUCAAGAUACCGCCGAGGAGAUUGAGGCUUUGAUUGAGGAGUACUCUCACGCUAUCGACAUCAAGUUGAUCGCCGCCGUCGGCGAGAAUAUUCCUGCUGCAGUGCGGGGAGACACCACAAUCCUGGAACACAUGUUGCCCAACAACAUGCUUGACGACUUCUACAAGCAGGGUCUCGGAUUUGCCCGAUACAACUCUUUCUKGUCGAGCAUGAUGAAGCAGUUCGUCCACCGCUACCCCCAUGCGAAGAUUCUCGAGAUUGGUGCUGGAACUGGUGGAGCUACCAAGGCAGUAUUGGGAGCCAUGGGUGACACCAUGUCCUCCUAUACCUACACCGACGUUUCUGUUGGUUUCUUCGAGAAGGCCGGCGAGAUGUUCAAGGCCUACAGCGACCGCAUGACCUUCAAAGUGCUGGAUGUGGAGAAGCCUCCCACCUCGCAGGGCUAUGAGGCGGGUGUCUACGAUGUUAUCAUCGCAUCCAACGUCUUGCAUGCCACGGAGUCUCUUCAGAAGACGCUGGAACACACACGCUCCCUUCUCAAGCCUGGUGGUUACCUCAUGCUGCUCGAGAUCRCUAACAACGGACCCAUCCGCUUCAGCAACUUGAUGGGUGGUCUUUCUGGAUGGUGGGCUGGUGUUGACGACGGAAGGAAAUAUGCACCAACCAUUACCCCUGGAGAGUGGCACUCUGCCCUGCGCAAGGCAGGCUUCGCUGGUGUUGAUGCUGUAACCCCUGAGGUUGACGCUUUGGCCUGGCCUUUCUCUAUCAUUGCUUCGCAAGCAGUGGAUGAUCGCGUCAACUAUCUGCGACGACCACUUGCCGCCAAGAAGAACCCCGUCAACCUUGACAGUGUUGUCAUUCUCGGCAACGAAAGCCUUGAGACUUCCAAGAUCGCCGAAGAGCUUGAAGAAAGCCUUGGACGUUACUGCCAGAAGGUUACUGUCCUCAGUGGCCUACCCACCGACGCCGAGGCGCUGGAACUGGAUCCUAUGUCUACCUUUGUCAACUUGGUUGAUCUUGACACUCCGAUCUUCAAGAACGUCACCGACGAGAAGAUGAAUGGCCUCAAGCGAGUCUACGAAUUGGCUCGACACAUGCUCUGGAUCACCAAGGGAGCUCAGAUCGAGGAGCCUUACCACAUGGCCUCUAUUGCCUUCAGCAGAGCCAUGAGCCACGAAGCAGGACACAUCAACAUGAGCCACCUCGAUGUUUCAGACUUCGGAAACAAUGUUUCCAAGGUCAUUGCCGAAUACCUGCUGCGACAGGUCGCUCUCGACGAGUGGGCAGUGGCUGGAGAGACCAAGGACAAGCUUCUCUGGUCGAUCGAGCCCGAAGCCUUCCUCGACCAGGGCACUCUCAAGAUUCCUCGCCUCGUGGACAGCGUCGACUGCAACGCCAGACUGAACUCAUACAAGCGCACCAUUACAAAGACUGUGCCGGUCUCCAGCGCCAAUGUGCACAUUGAGCAGUCUGCCACUUCGCAGCCCGCUCUGGUGGAGCAAGUUCUCUCUGCCAAGGCAAAGGAUGGCGAGAGCCUCGUGAACAUCGAGUCUUCCAGUCUGAAGGCACUCCACGUUGCCGCAGACACAUUCCUGUACCUCGGCGUAGGCAAGGACCAGGAGACAAAGGAGAGUGUUGUUACUCUAUCUGCUUCCAACGCCAGCCGAAUCGUUCCAGUCGCAACUGCAAAGAUCGAUGCUGUGGGCUCGCCAGAAGGCCUUCUCACUGCUGUCGUAAGCGAAGUACUCUCUGUAUCCCUGAUUGACUCUGUCCACAUUGGAAGCCAGGUUCUUGUGCAUCUGGAGACGAAGGAUCGAUACCUUGCGGAGGCCUUGUCCAGGCGGGCAGCUGCCAAGGACAUCAACCUGACCUUCACUAUCGACACUGAACACGAUGAUGGCAACCUCCCCGAAGAGUGGGUCACUCUCAGUGCUCGCGCUCCUCGUCAAGUCAUCCGAAAGGUUCUCUCCGCCGCGAAGCCAACACACUUCUUGGAUCUCACCAAGCAAAGCCGGGGUAACGUGAGCGAGCUCAGCACAACCAUCUCCGCAGUCCUACCCGUGAGCUGCAAGCAGAUCGAUCCAUCUGAGCUGUCCCGCGACAUUGCCACUCAUGCAUACACCUCGGCCGCAGGUAGUCAACUGCUUGGAGCUCUGUUGGAAGCUGUCAUAGCCGAAGUAGAGGAGGUUGAGCAAUUCGAAGACCUGGUCAGCGAACUUGCGGACAUCCAAAACGGGCCAAACCACGCAACCGCCAUCGUCGCAUGGCCACAGAGUGGAGACGUUUCUGUCGAAGUCCGUCCUCUUGAGGCCGAGCAUCUUUUCUCGGGCGAGAAAACCUAUGUUCUCUUUGGUCUCAGUGGUGAGAUUGGACGCUCGAUCACCGAGUGGAUGAUCCAGAACGGUGCUGGAAGUGUCGUUUUGACCAGUCGUAACCCCAAGAUCAACGAUGAGUGGCUGGAAUCUUUCGAAGGCACCGGCGCAUCGGUCAAGGUGGUUGCAUUGGACGUCACCAACAAGCAAAAGCUCGAGGAAGUCAUCGAGGAGAUCAGAGAGACUUGCUCUCCCAUCGGUGGUGUCGUCAACGGUGCCAUGGUCUUGCACGACUCUCUCUUCUCUGGCAUGUCCACAGAAAUCAUGCAGAAGGUCCUCGGUCCUAAGAUCGAUGGUACCAACAACUUGGACGAACUGUUCUACGACGAGCCACUUGACUUCUUCGUCAUGUUCUCAUCGUCGGCUUGUGUCAUUGGUAACUCCGGACAGUCCAACUACGCUGCAUCCAACGGCUACUUGAACACUCUGGCCAGACAGAGACGCCAGCGUGGAUUGGCUGCUUCUGUUGUUGAUAUCGGACGUGUCGCCGGUAUUGGAUACGUCGAGACUGCUGGCCAGGCUGUCAUUGACCAGCUUACUCGCUUUGGUCUCAUGGCUAUCUCUGAGUCUGAGUUUCACACCAUGUUCGCCGAGACGAUCCGGGCUGGAUACCCAGCUGCGACAGACAAGGACUCAAUUCCUCACGCUGUUGUCACCACCGGUAUCCGUACCAUCCGUGACGAUGAGGACAUUGGUGGCCCAUGGUUUGAGAACCCUCGCUUCUCACACUGUAUCAUCGAGACAAAGAGCUUGUCGUCGAAUGAUGCGCAAGCGGGAACCAAGACGUCGCUUCCAGUCACAGAACAGCUCUCCAAGGUUACGACCAUGGAAGAGGCACUUGRGGUGCUCAAAGAAUGCUUUGUUAACAAGUUGCGGGUCAUCUUGCAAUUGGGCGACCAGGAAGUGGACCAUGACGCUCCCCUCGUCGAGCUCGGUGUUGACUCCUUGGUUGCGGUCGAAGUCCGAUCCUGGUUCUUGAAGGAGCUGAAGACGGACAUUSCAGUGCUGAAGGUGGUCGGAGGUGCAUCGCCAGCAGAGUUGUGUGAGCUCGCCUUGAAGAAGCUGCCCGAGACACUUCUCCCAGGCAUCGGAGGUACACCCGCGCAGGAUACGCCUAGACCCGUCGUGAAAGCCAUUGCAAAGCCCGUUGUAGCGCCGAUUGUAGCACCUGUCGCAGUGCCUUCUGUCCCACCUCCUGCAGCGCCUAUUGCGAAGCCUGUUGAGGUGGCUGCUCCACCACCUGUUGUAAAGGCGGUUCCAGCAGCCGUCGCAAAGGCUGCUCCUGCGCCAGUUGAGAAGAAGGUCGUUCCAGCUCCCGUUGAGAAAGCUACGCCAGCACCUGUUGCUAAACCAACUGCGAAACCUGUCGCGAAGCCCGUAUCGAAGGUCAUCCCCAAGCCAACAACGAAGCCUGUCUCUAAGCCGGUAGCGAAAUCUCUCGCAAAGACCACUGCUGCCGCACCCAUUACGAAGCCCACCGUUGCCGCUACACAGUCUGCGCCAAAGGUCGCCGAGUCCCUCAAGCCGAGAUCAAUUGUGACAAACAAGACCUCAUCAACCACGCCUUCCAACACUUCUGCGGACAAGACCAGCAAGACAGUCAAGCCUGUAGCAGCCACACCUGCCAAAGUUGUCGCCCCACGUCCAGCUAUUGUGAAGCGUCCGGUCGCUGCGUCCAAGCCAGUUGUCAAAGCUCGCCCAAAAACCUUUUUGAAGACCGAGCCGCUCUCAUUCGGGCAGUCUCGCUUCUGGUUCUUGCGUCUGCUGCUCGAAGAUCAGACCACAUCUAAUGUUGCCUUUUACUACCACAUCGCCGGUAACCUGCACUUUGGCAAGAUGGAGAAGGCCAUUCGCACCGUCACUGCAAGACACGAGUCGCUGCGCACUUGUUUCAUCGAGGAUGAAAACAGACCAGACCAGGCCUUCCAAAAGGUGAUGAGCAGCUCUCCCCUGAGACUGGAGCGCAAGUCGAUCUCGUCCUUUGAUGAAGUCCUGGUUGAGUAUGCCGAACUCCAGAAACACGUCUUCGAUCUGGCGAGUGGUGAUCUGGUCCGAUUGCUUAUCCUGUCGCUUUCGCCUACAUCCCAUUACCUUUUGGUCAACUACCACCAUAUCGUCAUGGACGGAGUCAGCUUUCAAAUCUUCCUCUCCGAUUUGGAGAAGGCGUACGAUGGCAAGCCUAUGGGACCACUGCCGCAGCAAUAUCCAGAUUUCACCGCCGCUCAGCGGAAAGCAUUCGAAACUGGCGGCAUGGAUGCUGACGUCAAGUAUUGGAGAGAGAUGUUCCCAGCAGGUGAACAACCACCAGUCUUGCCGCUGUUACCCAUGGCUCGAGUCAGCUCACGAGGAGCAAUGAAGAAGUUUGGUGUUCACCAGGUUGGUGCCCGAAUGGAUGCCGACUUGGUUGCCCGCAUCAAGACUGUGUCCAAGACGCAGCAAUCAACUCCCUUCCACUUCUACCUCGCGGCAUACAAGACUAUGCUGUUCUGCUUUACACAGGCCAAAGAUCUCACCAUUGGUAUCGCCGAUGCCAACCGCCUCGAUAGCGAGGUCAUGGGAAGCAUUGGAUUCUUCCUGAACCUGCUUACCCUCCGAUUCAAACACAACGACGAACAACCAUUCGGGGAUGCAAUCGCCGAAGCUCGCAAAGCAACACAUGGGGCUCUCGAGCACUCGCGUCUUCCAUUCGACGUAAUGCUUGCCACAUUCAACGUUGAACGCUCUUCUACCCACAGUCCUUUCUUCCAGGCCUUCUUCGAUUACCGACAGGGCGCCCAGGAGAAGCAUCCUUGGAGCAACCUGCAGUUCGAGUUCCAGGAAGUGCACCCAGGCAGAACCGCUUACGACAUCACGCUGGACGUGACUGACGGUGGAAACGGUUCUCUAAUCAUGCUCCGGGCACAGAAAGCCCUCUAUGAUCUCACUGCCGCCGAGCUUUUGCUGGAAACGUAUACUCAUUUCUUGGAAAUACUGUCCAGAGAUCCUAAGCUUCUCCUCAAGGACACGCCGUUGUUCAGUCCAAAGCAACGCUCUCGCGCUGCUGAGAUUGGUCGAGGUCCGAAGUUGGUGUCUGACUGGCCAGGCACACUGCCACUCCGCAUCGACCAGAUCGCGCAGCAGAACGCAGGAAAGAUUGCACUCAAAGAUGGCUUUGGCAGCAACCUCACCUAUUCGGAUCUGAUCAACCGCAUCCAAGCUAUCAGCGAAGAGCUCCAGAAUGGCGGAGUCGUUGCUGGGUCCAGGGUGCUUGUUUUCCAGAAAGCGGCGUCUGACUGGGUCUGCUCCAUGCUUGCUAUCAUGCGCCUGGGAGCCGUAUACGUGCCGCUAAACCUAAGGGAGCCCCUGCCGCGCCUGGCAUCCGUGGCUGUAGACUGCGAGCCGAAGGCAGUGCUCGUUGACGAGUCAACUUUGGGUGACGCAUCGCAGCUCAAUGUGCCCAACGCGCUCGUUAUCGACGUGUCUUCGGUCAAAAUGAUCCCCUCGGCCACAGUCGAGAACGUCUCGAAGCCAGAUGCUGUUGCAGCCAUUCUAUACACCAGCGGUUCUACCGGAACUCCAAAGGGCAUCUCAGUAACCCAUUCCGGUCUGCGAAACGAGAUCGAAGGCUACACCAAGACCUGGGGAUUGCGCGCAGAGAACACCCUACAACAGAGUGCCUUCACCUUCAAUCACUCCUCUGACCAGAUCUACACUGGUUUGUCCAAUGGUGGAACAGUCUACGUUGUUCCUUGGGACAAGCGUGGUGAUCCGAUUGAGAUCACCAACAUCAUUCAAGAGCACAACAUUACUUACACCAAGGCAACGCCAUCAGAGUACGCUCUUUGGAUGAAGUACGGAGGCGACAAUUUGCGAAAGGCAGACAGCUGGCGAUUUGCAUUUGGCGGCGGUGAAGUCCUCACCAAAGCCGUCACGGGCGAGCUCGCCAAUCUCGACCUGCCAGGACUCCGUUUCUUUAACAGUUAUGGUCCAACGGAGAUCAGUAUUUCAUCAACAAAGAUUGAGAUUGACUACCGCGACAAAGAGCUUGGACAAGAUCGAAUUCCCUGUGGAUACUCGCUUCCCAACUACCAGAAGUAUAUUCUGGAUGAACAGCUGAACCCACUUCCAGCGGGCAUGCCCGGCGAGUUAUAUAUUGGCGGUGCCGGUGUCUCUCUUGGAUACCUGAACAACGAGGAACUCACGAACCACCAUUUCUUUCCCAACAAGUUCGCCAAUGCCGACGACCUGUCGAAUGGCUGGACACGAAUGUACCGCACCGGAGAUAUCUGUCACCUACAGAGCGAUGGCGCCAUGGUGUUCCACUCGAGAACAGCGGGAGAUUCACAAGUCAAGAUCCGUGGUCUUCGUAUCGAGCUGUCGGACAUUGAAAGCACCAUGGUGUCUGCGUCCGACGGAGUACUGGCUGAGGCUGUAGUCACCCUACGUGAGGGCGAUCCAGGAUUCCUUGUCGCUCACGUCGUGUUCGAUCCAAAGCACAGCGUCGCCGACCAAGAUGCCUUCUUGGAGCACCUCUUGACACGUCUUGCUCUUCCGCAGUACAUGGUUCCCGUUGCAGCAUUCGCUCUCGACAAGCUUCCUCUGACUGCCCACUCCAAAGUCGACCGCAAGGCUCUCAAGAACAUGCCGCUUCCGCAGCGGAUCAAGCAAGCUUCUGAGGAUAUCGAGAUGAGCCAAACCAUGAUACAGCUGAAGAGUGUAUGGGAGCAAGUCCUAGACUUUGAGAGCAAAGAUCUGUCAUUCGACAUAACGCCCUCGACCAACUUCUUCCUGGUUGGUGGAGACUCCCUGUUGGUCAUCCGACUCCAGGCGCAGAUUCGUCAGACCUUUGGCGUCGUCGUCCGCCUGGUCGAUCUUCUCGGAAACACCUCUCUGAACCGAAUGGCAAGCAAGAUUGAAGAAGCAUCCAGCGCAAAGGCCAUUGAAUGGGACCAGGAAACGACUCCCCCAUCCGUUCCGGAAUUCCUUGCGAAGGUGCCGACUUCGUCUCCCAUCAAGAAAGAAUCCCUCACUGUACUCAUCACAGGCUCAACUGGAAAUCUCGCCAAGACACUUCUACCACAGCUCUGCGCCGACCCCAACAUCAGCACCAUCCACUGUGUGGCUGUAAGGGACGUCAAGAAACUCCCAGAAUCGUCAAAGAUUGUGUCGCACGUCGGCGACUUGACAGCUCCGCUCCUUGGACUGACAGAGCAAGACUUCUCCGCGCUGUCAAGUCAAGUCGACGUGGUUCUGCACUUGGGAGCCGCGAAGAGCUUCUGGGAUCCUUACCAUGUGCUCAAGGCAAGCAAUGUACAGUCAACGWAAGAGUUGAUCAAACUUGCGGCUCCCCGCAAAGUGCCAAUUCACUACAUCUCAACAAUUGGAGUCUUCCCAGGCGAGUCCACCGACGCAGUCUCGGCUGCUGCUUUCACCCCUCCCGUCGACGGCAGCAACGGCUACGUCUCAUCCCGAUGGGCAUCCGAGCAGCUCCUGGAGCGCUCAUCCGUAAGUUUGGGAGUACCCUCAUCAAUCUACCGCUUCCUUCCCGCGGCCAAACUCGACUCACCAAAGGACGUCCUGGACGAAUUCGUCCGCUUCGUCGACAUUUCCGGUCUCAUACCCGAGAUGAGCGACUGGGAGGGCCGCAUCGAUAUGAUUCUUGCCGACAAAGCUGCCAAGUGGAUCCAUGGUUCCAUGUCCAGCAGUAGUAGUAGUUCUACGCAGUUCUCACACCUGGAGAGUCCGGCGGCUAUUGGCGUCGCUGCACUGCGURACUACCUCAGCGAGCAACGUGGAGACCGUAAGCUUGAGAGUAUGCCUGGUCUUGCAUGGAUUGGACGGAUCAAGGCGCUUGGUUUCCCGUACUUCUUGACUUCGCAACAGGCAACGGUUGGAGGUAGUGCAGACGGCGCGGCGUUGGAGUCGAGGAGAUAG
Molecule: messenger RNA, 12282 nt
Organism: Ramularia collo-cygni
Lineage: Eukaryota; Fungi; Ascomycota; Dothideomycetes; Mycosphaerellales; Mycosphaerellaceae
Product: related to polyketide synthase
Exons: 17
Coding region: 1-12282 (4093 amino acids)
Biological process (GO): fatty acid biosynthetic process; secondary metabolite biosynthetic process
Molecular function (GO): fatty acid synthase activity; 3-oxoacyl-[acyl-carrier-protein] synthase activity; phosphopantetheine binding
Source: RefSeq, a predicted model, not a curated record